Molecule: messenger RNA, 1570 nt
Organism: Zophobas morio
Lineage: Eukaryota; Metazoa; Arthropoda; Insecta; Coleoptera; Tenebrionidae
Product: uridine 5'-monophosphate synthase
Exons: 3
Coding region: 112-1536 (474 amino acids)
Biological process (GO): 'de novo' pyrimidine nucleobase biosynthetic process; 'de novo' UMP biosynthetic process
Molecular function (GO): orotate phosphoribosyltransferase activity; orotidine-5'-phosphate decarboxylase activity
Source: RefSeq, a predicted model, not a curated record
CCUGUUUUGUCUAGAAGUACCACAGUCGUACUUUGUUGUUUCUCUAGUAAACAUCGUCUACACCUACCGGGUAGUACCAAAACACGUGUUUGUUUUAUUUGCAAAUCAAAUAUGAGUACUUUUGACGAAAAAUUAAAACUGUUUGCCGUUGAUUUAUACAAAAUCAACGCCAUAAAGUUCGGCGAAUAUAAAACCAAAGUGGGUUUAAUAACCCCGGUUUAUUGUGACUUAAGGGUAAUAGUGAGUUACCCUCAGUUACUAAACACCCUAGCUGAAUUAAUAAUCGAAUAUAUUAAAAAAAUGCAAACAUUUGAUAUAGUUUGCGGCGUGCCAUAUACAGCCCUACCAAUAGCAACAGUCGUUUCUGUGAAAAACUCCAUCCCAAUGGUGAUGAGAAGAAAAGAAGCCAAAGACUACGGGACGAAAAAGUUAAUUGAAGGACAAUUUAAAGAAGGCGAUAAUUGCUUGAUUGUAGAAGAUGUGGUCACGUCCGGGAGCAGCAUUUUAGAAACUGUCAAAGAUUUAAAAAAUUCAGGCAUCAAGUGUAGUGACGCUAUUGUGUUACUCAACAGGGAACAAGGCGGCGAAAAAUUACUCAGCGAAAACGGGAUAAAAAUGCACGCUUUGUUGUCACUAACGCAGUUGAUGCAGUUUUUAAAAGAGGCUAACUGCGUCAACGAAAGCGUUGUUGAAAAAGUCAAAAUAUAUUUACAAAACACUCAAGUAGAUCCUAAUGUUUUAAUAAAAAACAAUAGGUUAAAAUUAUCGUUUUUGGAGAGACUAAAUUUUGCUAAAAACCCCGUCACUAGGAGACUUCUACAAGUCAUGUGUGACAAAAAAACGACACUAUGUGUAGCAGCUGACGUCACGUCCACCACAGACCUACUCAACCUAGCAGAACAGACAGGUCCUCAUAUUUGUUUAUUUAAAACACACAUAGACAUAGUGGAAGACUUCCACCCUAACUUUCUCAAACACUUGAAAGAAAUAGCAGAACGCCACAAUUUCAUUAUCUUUGAAGACAGAAAGUUCGCUGAUAUUGGUAACACAGUGCAGCUUCAAUACAGCAAAAGCAUGUACCAGAUUUCCUCCUGGGCCAAUUUAGUUACAGCCCAUUCGGUCAUGGGGAAGGGAAAUUUGGAAGGGAUUCAGCAGAGUGAAGGUUUGAAAGACAGAGGAGUAUUUCUUCUGGCUGAAGCGAGUUGUGCGGGUAGUCUGACGGACCAAAGCUACGUCGACGCCACACUAAAACUGGCUAAACAAUAUCCAGAUUUGAUCACUGGAAUUGUGUGUCAGAAUCCUCUUCUGUUAGAAGAACCAGGAGUGAUACAGCUGACGCCAGGUGUCCAUUUAGAGUCAGUGGGGGACAGAUUAGCACAACAGUACAACAGUCCAGAAACUGUUGUUCUCGAAAAAGGCGCCGAUGUUGCCGUCGUCGGUAGAGCAAUUACAAAAUCCGCAGACCCGGCGGCCGAGGCUGUGAAAUACAAGGAGGUUCUGUGGGCCGCAUAUGAAAAAAGAAUUGCCUCACAGUAGUUGUGAUUUUUAAUAAAUGUAAAUAUCUUUUUAA